AAAAAGAAGACGCCGCAGUGUCACUGCUAAAUGGAGGGAGAGGACACAAAAUGGUGACGUUGUGGCGAAAACAAGCAAGUCCCCCUCAUCAGGCUCAUCUGCUCCACGGGCCAGAUCAGAAAACUUUCUGGAUGUGAUGCUGGAUGGGCAGGAGGCAAGGAAUUAUGAUGCCUGUCUGGAGGGAUCUGGAGAGGGUUCUACAAUCCACUAGCGCCCCUGACUCUGAUGUUAGUGCUGAGCUGCACACCAGCACACGAACAGCAGCCUCAGACUGGGGCAUUAGGAGCAGCAACACAUCAGAGAGAUGGCUAGAAGCCCGACCCCAGCUGGUGGAGAAUAUGCUGAAAGCCACCAUCAUAAGGGCAGAGUUCUGCCAGAUGUGCAAAACAGAGAGGGCAGUAAUCCGGUGUGCAGACUGCAUGUCACUGUCACACCUCUGCUGUGGCUGUGACCAGAAGCACCACCAUGUAUAUUCUCUGCACAACCGGUCAUCCCUUACAAAUAACUGUCGCAUCCCUCUGCCACCAACGGUUAUGGUGACAAAUGAGGGGAGACAUGACACAUGUGCCAGAAUCUUGCCAAUGGAACUGCCACAACACAUUUGUGACUGCUCUAAUAGUGUGUCAGUCAUUGUUGGGAGGCCUGUGGUUUUUGUCAAUAUAAAUGGACGAUAUGAUUUGAAUCUCCCUGAGCUACGCUGCAGAGGCUGUUGUGCCAGCUGGACCCCCCAGUUAGCAGACCUGCAACAAAGUGGCUACUGGCCGGCCACAAUCCAAUUCUGCACAGUACAUGAUACUGACAUAUUUCAACGCUUCAGGGAAAUGAAGUUGGUGGCCCCAGGGAGUUCCCGGCUAUCGUUUAUAAGGAUGCUGGAAGUCCAAACAAAGCAGCAUGGCAGGACUGGUAAAGUGUGUUCUGACACAUUUUACAAAGCUUUCAUGGAGUGGGUCAUCAGCUCUAUUAUGCAGAAUACAGAAGUUUGUAUUGUUUUUGUCAAUUAUGUGUCAUAA
This is a messenger RNA of Alosa sapidissima (American shad), 1010 nucleotides long. RefSeq lists its product as uncharacterized. The transcript has 6 exons. The coding region runs from base 144 to 1010 and encodes 288 amino acids. NCBI's taxonomy places the organism in Eukaryota, Metazoa, Chordata, Actinopteri, Clupeiformes, Clupeidae. The record is from RefSeq and is a predicted model, not a curated record.